AUGUCCUCUCCUUCUCCUGACAAAGACGAUGACAAUAAGAAGAAGAGCCAGACAAUAAUGGCAGGUAUUAGCCGCUUGGACGAAAUCUGGAGACAACACUUGGAUCAGUACCGCAAAGUGGAUGAUCUGGAGAAACGAGUGGACGAACACGCCAAACGAUUGCGUCGUCGGGUGGUCAAUCUGUUGGAAACCCAGCCGACGCAUCGGCUCUCCCAUUUGCGCCUCUUUGUGUCUCAUGAAGAACGGUCGGUAGCCAGUGAUGCCGUCGUGUCGAUCCACAACGAUGCUUCUGGUACAACGGGUGUGAGUCAAAAAUGGACCUUGACGGUGGAAGGGAAACUCUUGAUUGGCCACUUGGAUCAUGCCAGUGCCGAAGCAUUUGACCAAGCGCUGCGGGAUAAAUUUCAAGAACGUCAUGGGGUUUCCGCCACUCAUUCCAGUUUGGCACUGGCGACCAGUCAAAAUGUCUCACAGACGUGUCCUACGGAGGAAGAAGAACCGGUCAAGGCGGCUAUAUUUACUCACUUUUUUGACAAGAUGGUAGUCCAAUUCCAAUCUCUCUUCCAGCCCGAAGAAGCGACAGCAUCCGAAGAAGCCCCCGAAGGACUUGUCACUCCGGCCAAACCAGCAGCGCCAGCAGCUAGCACUAACAACAAGAAAAAAUCCCGCAGUGCGGCCAAACGACAAAAGACAGCGACGCAACAACAGCAGCAACAAGAAGCCGAUGACGUGGAACCGAGCAAUUUGACAUACUCGGAUCCCACCGAAUUCAUUUGGAACAAAACCAUCACCACAAUCACCAAUGCCAAGGCCAAUCAAGCUGCUGGAAUUACCACUCAGACGACUACCAAAGAUGCCCAUGCCUUUUUGGUCCAUUACGAUUCCCCCACGGUUCCAUCCGCAAAAAUGAAACUCUAUGGCGCCAUUGCCACCGUACAAGUUUAUCCAUCGCGAGGACCCGAACAUCGCUACAAACCAUCUAAAGAAUUUGCCAAGGCGUUCUUUCCCAAACAUUGGUCCGAUGUCACACCUCCCGUACUCCCCACCACGGCCAUUGCCCAAGCCAAAAAGGCCGAUCAAGAAGUUGCCGAAUCAGCCGACACGACGACGACGACGACGACGGACAAUAAUAACGAAACAACACCCAAAUCCAAAAAGAGGGGUGCACCAUCAACAACCACAACAUCAUCCCCCACCGUUCCUGCCAAUCAACUGGGUCCCCAUGCACUGGAAAAUGAAAUUCACGUUCCGACCAGUCUCACCAUGGACGAUAUCUUGACAUCUCUGUUUACGUAUAUUCAAGAUCACAAAUUGGUAGGGCCGGAUGCGGCUCCCAGCAGUGUUUUGGAACAGGAAACUCCUUCCGCUACAAAUAAUGAUGAUCCGACUUUGAUUCACAAUGAUGCCAAACUCAAGGCAUUGUUCCAGUGCGACUCGAUGCAUUUUCAUGAACUGUCGACCCUCCUUACUCAAAAACGGCUCAUUACACUGUUGCCCAAACCAGCUCCCAUUGUGUUGAAAUAUGUCAUGACGACAAAGAAGAAACAAACCAACGAAACCAGCCAUAGUAAUAACACGGAGGAAGAAGACGAAGAAGAAGAGGUCGCACCCAUGACUAUGGACUUGCACAAUGACGUCUACGUUCCCAACUUUUUCCCAUACCGCGCCCGCGAAUGUCUGCGUCGCAUCAAACGCCGCGAAAUGGAUUACACGGCCAGUCGCACCAAGGCACGCUAUCUGUUAAUGGCCAGUCGCGCCAAAGACGAAGCCACCGUCAAGAACAAACUGGAAGAAGCCAUUUGUGGACGCACCCUCGAGUGUGGAUGGCAUGUGCUGGCGAGUUUGGCCAAGUCGGCUCCCCCGCAUUCCGAAGCACGGGCAACGGCACAAACGGAUGCCAAGAUUUGCCAUUUAUUAACGGAAGUAGAACAAGCGCAACGAGCGGCACAGGAUGCCUGGGAAUUGGUGGAAUGGUGUCAGAAUGCUGCUGCCGAGGAGGCACCAGCGACAAAACCAGCGGACUCAAUGGAGGUGGAUUCGGCGGUGGGGGUUGCAACCAAGGACGAGGGAGCACACGAAACAUUGGUCUGA
Seminavis robusta is the source of this 2091-nucleotide messenger RNA. Lineage: Eukaryota; Bacillariophyta; Bacillariophyceae; Naviculales; Naviculaceae. The record is from the annotation of a GenBank genome assembly.